AUUCUCUUCCUCUUUUGUUAAGAUUAGCGGGGGAGCUUCUUGCUAAUUGAGCAAUCACUUCCAGUAAACCCUCCUUUGCGUUUCACUUCAAUUUUGUGCCAAUGGAGGCCAGAGACGGCGGCUCAGCGCCCCUGCCGUGCUCCUACGCGCCGCUGCCGGAGGAUGCCGAGGCCGCCGCCACGGUGGGGCGCGUGCGCCGGACUGCUGGCCUGCUCUGUGCCGCCCUGCUGCUGGCGACGGUGGCCGUGCUCCUAGUGGUAGCCGCGCUCGCCGGCGUCAGACUCGCCGGCCAGCUGCCCGCGGGUGGCAUCGUCGUCAUGUCUGGCCACCAGACGACGGUCGACACGGCGCCGAUGAGCGCCAGCAGCCGGGGGCCUGAGUCUGGAGUCUCGGAGAAGACGUCCGGCGCCGGCGCGCGCGGCGGCAUGCUGCGCGCGGACGCCGGCGGCAACGCGUUCCCGUGGAGCAAUGCCAUGCUCCAGUGGCAGCGCACCGGCUUCCACUUCCAGCCCGAGAAGAACUGGAUGAACGACCCCAAUGGUCCGGUGUAUUACAAGGGGUGGUACCACCUCUUCUACCAGUACAACCCGGACGGUGCCAUCUGGGGCAACAAGAUCGCAUGGGGCCACGCCGCCUCCCGCGACCUGCUCCGGUGGCGCCACCUCCCGGUGGCAAUGUCCCCUGACCAAUGGUACGACAUCAAUGGCGUCUGGUCGGGCUCCGCCACCGUCCUCCCCGACGGCCGCAUCGUCAUGCUCUACACCGGCUCCACCAACGCAUCAGUCCAGGUCCAAUGCCUCGCUUUCCCCACCGACCCCUCCGACCCUUUGCUCAUCAACUGGACCAAGUAUGAGAACAACCCGGUGAUGUACCCGCCACCCGGCGUCGGGGACAAGGACUUCAGGGACCCAACCACUGCGUGGUUUGAUGGCUCCGACGACACAUGGCGACUCGUAAUCGGCUCCAAGGAUGAUCACCAUGCCGGUAUGGUGAUGACGUACAAGACGAAGGAUUUCAUCGACUACGAGCUUGUCCCUGGCCUGCUUCACCGUGUACCAGGGACGGGGAUGUGGGAGUGCAUCGACUUGUACCCGGUUGGCGGCGUGAGGGGCAUCGACAUGACGGAGGCAGUGGCCGCGGCGUCCAACAACGGCGGUGGUGAUGUUUUGCACGUGAUGAAGGAGAGCUCCGAUGAUGACCGACACGACUACUACGCGCUGGGAAGGUAUGACGCGGCGAUGAACACAUGGACGCCGCUGGACUCCGAUGCCGAUGUCGGCAUUGGGCUGAGGUACGAUUGGGGAAAGUUCUACGCGUCCAAGACAUUCUACGAUCCAUCAAAGAAGCGACGCGUGCUGUGGGGGUGGGUCGGUGAGACCGACUCCGAGCACGCUGAUGUCGCCAAGGGAUGGGCCUCCCUGCAGUCGAUCCCUCGCACGGUGGUGCUGGACACCAAGACGGGGAGCAACCUCCUGCAGUGGCCGGUGGAGGAGGUGGAGACGCUCCGGACCAACUCCACCAACCUUGGAGGCGUUACCGUCGACCAUGGCUCCGUAUUCCCACUCAACCUUCACCGUGCCACCCAGCUCGACAUCGAGGCCUCAUUUCGUCUUGACCCGGUCGACGUCGCCGCUGCCAAGGAGGCAGAUGUUGGCUACAACUGCAGCACCAGCGGUGGCACGACUGGACGUGGCACACUCGGUCCCUUCGGCCUCCUUGUGCUUGCUGAUGCCAGGCGCCACGGUGGCGACAUGGAGCGGACCGGCGUCUACUUCUACGUCGCCAGAGGCCUCGACGGCGGCCUGCGCACACACUUCUGCCAUGACGAGACGCGCUCAUCUCAUGCCAACGAUAUUGUCAAGAGGGUCGUAGGCAAUAUUGUCCCCGUGCUCGACGGCGAGGAGUUUUCGGUGAGGGUGCUAGUGGACCAUUCCAUUGUUGAGAGCUUUGCAAUGGGCGGGAGGUUGACGGCGACGUCACGGGUGUACCCAACGGAGGCCAUCUAUGCCAACGCUGGGGUCUACCUCUUCAACAACGCCACCAGCGCCCGGGUCAACGUCACGAGGCUCGUCGUCCAUGAGAUGGACUCCUCCUACAAUCAGGCCUACAUGGCCUCACUGUAAAAACAAAAUGCAAAUAUGAUUUUUGUUUAGCAAAAAUAUGAUAGAUAGCACAUUGUAUGUACUGUUUUUAGACCAAGGAAGGUCGCUCUCAUUUGUUCGUUGCAA
Triticum aestivum (bread wheat) is the source of this 2228-nucleotide messenger RNA. RefSeq names its product sucrose:sucrose 1-fructosyltransferase. Gene Ontology annotation, molecular function: beta-fructofuranosidase activity. The record is from RefSeq and is a predicted model, not a curated record. The transcript has 3 exons. Bases 102 to 2123 code for a protein of 673 amino acids. Gene Ontology annotation, biological process: carbohydrate metabolic process. NCBI's taxonomy places the organism in Eukaryota, Viridiplantae, Streptophyta, Magnoliopsida, Poales, Poaceae.